AUGAAGCUCGCCUGUUUCGAUGUGCUUGCGCUUCUCUACGAGUUCAUCACGAUCUCAUUGGCAGAGAACGUUGAGCAGCUUCCCCUCGAAGUUCUUGAGCCGUGGAAGAAAGCCCACAAUGUUAAUAUUAUCUUCAUGGAAUCUGAUGUAUUGAGUUUCUAUGCAGUGACUGUUCGUGGCCACGAACGUAUCUAA
Molecule: messenger RNA, 195 nt
Organism: Penicillium pulvis
Lineage: Eukaryota; Fungi; Ascomycota; Eurotiomycetes; Eurotiales; Aspergillaceae
Exons: 2
Coding region: 1-195 (64 amino acids)
Source: RefSeq, a predicted model, not a curated record